Molecule: messenger RNA, 7467 nt
Organism: Pieris macdunnoughi
Lineage: Eukaryota; Metazoa; Arthropoda; Insecta; Lepidoptera; Pieridae
Source: the annotation of a GenBank genome assembly
AUGUCACGCUUCCUAAAAUAUUUCCUCACUCCCUCUUGGGACAUACUUCUGUCCCUUGCGAAGGCCGUAGCGAAUACUACAGCCGCCUUAGUACUAAAGGCGAAGAACGUGGCUGCACAAUGCAGGGAUGAACAGCCUCUGCAAAAUACGAUCAUCGCGGCCGCUACUCACUGCGCCUUGGCGACCAGUCAACUCGUCGCCUGUGCUAAGGUUGUCGCCCCGACCCUCCACAAUCCAGCGUGCAGGGAACAGCUGACGAGCGCAGCCCGACUGGUUGCACAAGCAGUCGAGCGAUUGGUUGGAGCGUGCCAACACGCGCCGGAAAGUGCUGGGCCGGGAGUGGAACACUUGACUCUCGCAGCCCAGAGGGUUACGGAUGAGCUGGAACGACUGUUGGCGCAUUGUGAUCUUGAUCGUCGUGGUCAAGCAACAGUGAUAGAGCAAUCCGUGGAAAGUGUUUUAACAGCGAGCGAAAGGCUUGGAUCAGCUGGAGAACCGGCAGAGAUGCUGCGAAGAGCUAGAGUAUUGGGACAGGCUACAGCUCGGCUUAUCGCUGAUAUUAAGACCGAAGCGGAGAAACAGCCUUCGGAGAGUCAAGGCAAGCUGCUGGCUGCUGCUAAGCUCUUGGCAGAUGCCACAGCGAGGAUGGUGGAAGCAGCCAGGCAAUGCGCUUCAGAACCGCAGGAUCGCGACAAGCAAGAGGCUCUACUCCGUGCGGCUGAAGAGUUGAGGUUCAUAACGGCUGAUUACGCGCAGGGGCAGGACAUAGUGAGCUCACAAGUCGCGAGAUUAUAUGAAAGCGCCAGACAAGCCGCCUCCAGCGCCAAUCAGCUCGUCGCAUCGGCUCACAACGCGACGCAAUACAACACCAACAAGUAUUCACAGGAGGCCCUUCUCUCGGAAUGCUCCAUCCUCAGUUCCCAUAUUCCUAGAUUGUCGGAAGCGGGGAGCGUCUUCAGCGCCAGACCCCACAACCCAGCAGCACAUUUGGACUUGGUCACGGCCUCGGAGACUUUCUUACAGCCAAGUGGUCACGUGGCCCAAGCAUCUCGUGCCGUCCUGCCCACAGUGAGCGAGCCGUCCGCCAACAAGCAGUUGGCUGAUACCACGAACCAAUUCACGGCCAGCUGUGCGGAUCUUAGGUCAGCCGUGAGUCGGGCCCGUGCCUCGUGCCGUGGGCUGGAGCUAGAUGCCGCAGCGGAGAUUUUGAGAGAUCUCAAGGAGGAAUUGGACGAGAUGGAGAGGGCCUGUGCCGCGUUCCAGCUCGCCCCCUUGCCCCAGCAGACGGUGGAAUGGGCGUACUCCAACCUGCAAUCAUCCGGUCGCUCGGCGGCAUCGGCCAGCGCGGCUCUGAGCGCCGGGGCCAAGCGCCAGGACUCCGCCGGCUGCGGCAGAGCUGCGUUGGACCUGGCCUCGUCUCUGAGGCAUUUCGCGCCGCCCCUCAGAGCCGCUAUCGCGCACGCGCAUAAGGAACAACAACCCAGAGUUCUAGCGUCCGGUCGUCAAGUUGUGACCUCGUCUCUUACUCUUGUCGAAAAUGUGAAACGCUUCUUAAACAGCUCCGAAGAAGUGGAUUGUGCCAAUGUCGUCAAUAUGGCGAAGAAUGUCUCUCAGAGCGUCGAACUCACUCUAGAGUCUGUCCCGAGUCACGCAGAACUGGACUCGGCGAUGGAGGACAUCAAUCAGACGCUGCAUAUUCUUGACAUGGACGACCUGCCACGGACGGACAAGAGUUACAGCGAACUUCAAACGGAGUUGAACGCGGCGGCUGUGGGCCUCAGUACUGCAUCAUCGGACGUGGUCUCCUCCGUGGAACAGGGCACGCUGAGCGUCAGCGGAAGACACUUCGGGGAUGCCUUCAAUCGCCUCAUGGGAGUGUCUCUGGAGCUGGCCGGCCAGACCGAGGCUCGGGAAUCUCGCACUGAAAUGAUUCGUUCAAUGAAGACGGUGACCGUGAACUCGUCGAAACUCCUUGGGACUGCGAAGUCUGUCAGUCAGGACCUCACUCGUCCAAACGCGAAGAACCAGUUGGCGGCGGCCGCUCGUGCCGUCACAGAGAGCAUCAAUAAUUUGGUGGACGUGUGCACGGAGGCGGCCCCGGGUCAGAAGGAGUGUUCGGCUGCGAUCAGAAGCAUCCAGAGCACCAGGACCCUGCUGUCGCAGCCUUCGCAGCCUAUCAACGACAUGGGCUACUUUGCCUGCUUGGACGCGGUGGUCGAGCAGAGCAAGGCGUUGAGUGAAGGCAUGUCGGGGAUGGCGAGCUCCAUCAAAAAAAGCGAUACGACACAAUUCUCUCGAAGCGUAUCCGCUGCCGGUUUAGCCGUUCAGACGUUGGUCGAGUGUACCGCGCAGUCUGCGUAUUUGACCGCGGUGUCCGACGAGACGUCGGUAGCCGGUCGGGCCGGCCUGGUGGAUCAGGCGCAGUUCGCUCGGGCGGCCGCUGCCAUCGAACGGGCGUGUGCCACCCUCAGCGAUCCGAGGACUGAUCAGCAUCAGGUGCUGUCGGCCGCCACGGUGAUAGCGAAGCACACGAGCGCCCUCUGCAACGCGUGUCGCGUGGCCUCCGGCCGUUCCGCAGAACCGCAGAGCAAGAGGCACUUUGUGCAAGCGGCGAAGGACGUCGCCAAUUGCACUGCGGCUCUCGUGAAGGAGAUCAAGGCUUUGGAUUUGGAUUAUAGCGAGGCGAAUCGGGAAAGGUGCGCCCAAGCGACGAGUCCGUUGCAAGAGGCCGUGCGCAGCCUCUGUCAGUUCGCGGACAGUCCGGAGUUCGCAGCCGUUCCCGCCAGGAUCUCGCCUCAGGCCAGACUCAGCCAAGAGGCUAUUUUGGAUUGUGGCAGGAGCAUAAUAUCUGGAUCCUGCUCCAUGCUGGAAGCAGCCAGAGUGCUGGUGCUGGCACCAUCGGACCGACCCCAAUGGCAGGCCUUGGCCACUCACAGCAAAACUGUCUCAGACAGUAUCAAACUUUUAGUCACCAAUAUUCGUGAAAAGGCACCUGGGCAACGUGAAUGCGCACGCGCAUUGGAUACGCUGAACUCGCAACAGCGGGAACUGGACCAGGUUGCGAUACAGGCUGUUGGACAAGAGUUGAGGUCCAGGCAGGCUAAUACUCUGCAAGGCUACUGUGAACAAGUGGAGAACAGUGCAGCGGAAAUGCUGGAGAAGUUGGAACCGGUGAAGAUUGCAGCCACUUCUGAAGCGGAGAAUUUGGGGCACAGCGUCUUGCAAAUGGUAUCAUACGCCGAACCCCUUGUCUCCGCUGCUAGCGGGGCCGCGUCGAAUCUCACUGAAUCGGCCUCACAAUCCGGACUGUUACAACACACCAGGACGGUGUUGGAGACUCUGUCUCUGCUCGUUCACGCCGCUAAGCAGAGUGGAGGGAAUCCUAGGGCGAUAUCGGCUCAUAGCGAAGUCGAAGCGCAAUGCUCGCUUGCCCGAGCUGCUCUCAACGAGUUGAGUGGCCAAGUGAGGGAGUUGAGCACCCAAAGAGGUGCCGUUGGACCUCUGUUGGACUCUGUCGCACGGGCCGUGGCUAGACUCACUGAGCAUAGAAUGUCCCUCAUCGGUAGCUAUGACGAGACGGAAUCAUUCGUGGAUUACCAAACAAGAAUGGUUGCAGCCGCUAAGGAGAUUGCCAGACUGGCUUCCGAUAUGACGGCCAAGGCUGCCACAGAACCGGCUCGUUUAGUCGAACUCGGGAAUGAGAUGUGUCAGAAGUAUGAGAAGUUGGCGUCGGACAGUGUCGGAGCGUCGGCGACCACGCCCAACGCGGACGUGGCCAAUCGUAUUCGCGUGUGCGCCGUGGAAGUCGGUGAAGGUGUCUCCGAGCUGGUGAGGGCCGGUGGCCACUGCCGUCUCGCCGCCAUUUCCCAAAACCAACGGUCCGUCGCUGAUAACGCGAGAAAGUUGAAUGAGAAGGUGGUCUCGCUGUUGAGCGCACUUCAAGCGGGCUCCCGCGGCACUCAGGCCUGCAUCGACGCCGCGGCCACCAUCGCCACCAUCAUUGGCGAUUUGGACACCACCAUUUUGUUUGCGAGCGCUGGCACACUUCAGUCAGAGAAGGAAGGCGAUACAUUCUCAAACCAUCGGGAGAAUAUCCUGAAGACCGCGAAGACCCUGGUGGAAGAUACCAAGAGCCUGGUGGGUGGGGCCGGUGGAACACAGGAGCAGUUGGCUGCAGCUGCCCAGAGCGCUGUUGGGACUAUAAUGCAACUUUGCGAAGUGGUGAAGCAAGGGGCCAUGUCUCUCGGGGGCGGAAGUGCGGAGCCCCAAGUACUGGUCCUCCACGCUGCCAGAGACGCUGCAGCCGCGCUCCGGGAUCUGGCUGCCGCGACCGCUGCAGCCAGCGGCAAACACGUGCAGCAUCCAGACAUGGACCGCUUGAAGCACGCCGCCAAGCGCCUCUCAGACCCGAAGCGUUGGAGCCUCCCGAUCAAAACCAACACAAUCCCAAAAGCAAAGAGACGUUCCCUUAUAAAAGACUACAAUUCGUGCGAUUCUGAAACUGAUAUCUUCCAAUCUGAUCAGGAGGAUGAGCUGAUCAAGCUCUUGGACUAUUCCAGUCAAGAUGACGAUAUCUCACCCAGCAUUUUCCACGAUAGUUGCGAAGAACUAAUCACUUAUAUAGAGGAUUUAAUGACCCAGCCCAUUUCCAGAGAAAUAAAUGACGAUGUCAAUGCUAGAUACAAUAUAGCAGCCAAAAAUAGUCUAUUCGACAUGGACUGGAGGGUGCUUAAAUACGGGGAGGGUAUUUUCUUAGCAGAACUACGAAAAUUUAUCGAUGUAUGCGUAGAUGUUGCUAAAAAAGCUGAUAAUAGAAGGAAACGUAAUGCGAGGCAAUUCAAAGUUGUUUCAUCAGAUUUGGACAGUGAGAUGAAACGUCUGUCCCAAGUGGUCGAAGAUUUAGAUUGGCAAGACACUGUUAAUACAAAUUUGUCAAUAAAAAUAACCAAAAUUGAUAAACCAAAUUUAAAGAGUCCGGUUUUUAAACUCAAAAAAGUAAAACCAGUCAACUUAGUCGUUAACAUGGAAAAUAAAGAUGUUACAUCUAUAGAACCGUCGCAGAAUAGUCCUAAAACACCUGAAAGUGGACUUAAUACAAUUAAUAAGAAACAAUUUUGGAAUAUGUUCAAAGAUGAUACAGAAUGGUGGAAGGCGUUAGCGCAAAGAAAUUUAGAAAGAAUGGAAGAAACGAGACUGGAAUUGGAGAGAUUUAGUGGACACGAACUCGUUUUAGGUGAAAUAAAAACAGAAAUUGAUAAAUACGAGAAAGAGAAACAUACUCUGCGUAGUUUUAUCGAAGAAGUUGAUCUAUCAAAGACGAUUAAUAAAGAUUUAGAAUAUAACAAAAAGUAUGAAGAUAUAGUUUUAAAAUUAAUCGAUUUUGCCAAACGAGACUUCAAUUACAAAGGAUUUGAUCCACUGAUUUUGAAACUAAAGGCGUUAUCAAAUAUAGAAAUAGAAAGAAAGCAAAAAGACUUGGAUAUCUACACAAAGAUAGAUAUAUCAAAGUCUACGUAUGAAGAAUUGUGUCUACUAGAGAGAUACUAUAACAAGAUUAUCAGAACAUAUAUUCCCAACGUAACAAAUGAAGGUCGAAAUAACAAAAACAUCGAAAUAUAUGACAUAACACGAACGUACCCGAAACAGUACUAUGCCAACAAUUGGUGGACGAUAUAUGAAGAUGUGAUAAAAAAUCGGGAAAAACAAUUCGGCAGUUUGGAUGGCUGGUGGGAUUUCUACGAGUCCAUGAUGAAUAGGAAAGAUAUGAAAGAGGUAGUCAAGGAACGCCAAAGGCCGAAGAGUCGUAUGGAGGAACAGCUAAAAAUUCUUGAUGAAGUGGAUAAUACGAGGUUUCGGGAGACGGAAGCGGUUGAGAACAGUGGCAAUGAAUCGGUUAUGGUGACAAAUGUGACGUCACUGCUGAAGACUGUUAAAGCUGUUGAAGAUGAACAUACAAGAGGCACAAGAGCCCUGGAAUCCACGAUUGAGGCUAUAUCACAGGAAAUCGAGGUCCUAAUGUCCCCAUCGCCCCCCAAAAGCACGGGAUCACCUGAAGAGCUGGUCCGUUGCACUCGGCUGAUGACAGCUGCGACGGCCAGAGCUGUGGCAGCUGGUGGCAUCGCUGGAGCAACGGGGCAAGAGCAGUUGACUGCGGCCGCUAAUCUGGGACGGAAGACUGUUCUGGAUAUGAUGGCUGCUGCAAAGAGCGCAGCCCAUUCAGCAGAAAGUGAAGAGCUGAAACAGCGUACCUUAGAAGCGACUCGAGUCGCAGCAGAGUCCUAUCGAUCUCUGCUUAGCGCUUUGCUAUCUGCGCCCGCGUCGCGUCAUGCAUUGCCGGAGUUAUCUCGGAACGUUGCCCAUGCAGUCGCCGAUAUGCUGGCGGCCGCUGAUUUGCUUAAAGGUUCGGACUGGGUGGAUCCAGCUGACCCAACAGUCAUAGCGGAACAGGAGCUGCUGGGCGCCGCUGCCUCCAUCGAUGCCGCGGCGAGGAAGCUGGAGAAACUUAGACCUAGAAUGCAACAGGCUCAGGAGACUGAUGAAAACCUCAACUUUGACGAGAUGAUCCUGGAAGCUGCAAAAUCUAUUAUAGCAGCAACAUCGGCUCUCGUCAGAGCGGCAUCAGCAGCUCAGAGAGAGCUCAUCGAUCAGGGAAAAGUCGCUCGACGCCCGACGUCGUCGUCAGACGACGGGCAGUGGUCCGAGGGACUCGUGUCCGCUGCGCGAUUGGUAGCAGCCGCUGCGCACGCGCUCGUCGAAGCAGCGAACGCGCUCGUACAGGGUGCUGCGUCCGAGGAGAGGUUGAUUUCUAGCGCGCGACAGGUGGCCUCUUCGACGGCCCAACUUUUAGUCGCUUGUAAGGUAAAGGCCGAUCCCACAUCGGAAUCCACUCGACGCCUGCAAGCAGCGGGCGCAGAGGUCAUCCGGUCUACGGAUGGCUUGGUGCGAGCGGCCAGAGACGCUAUCCAUUGCGACGACGAACGGAGUCUGGUGCUCAACAGAAGAAUGGUGGGGGGCAUCGCGCAAGAGAUCGAUGCUAGAUCCGAAGUCCUUCGCAUAGAGAAGGAGCUGGAGGAGGCCCGCGGACGUCUCACGGCGAUAAGACAGGCGAAGUACAAACUGCGUGGAGACACGUCCGGGGACGACACGGACACGGACGGACAAGACGUGCAACAUAGAUUCAAAUCGCCAACCAGUAGUUUCGCGAACACCACUUACAGUCCAAAUAGCACAUACACAACGCAGAACACCACACAGAAUCUAACACAGAACACAAGUGUGACACACAAUACGACACACAACCUUUCGCCCGUAUACUCGCCCGGGUAUAACGGGUUCAAGGACAAGGGCGACAAGAGUCCGUCCUUUUCGAGUUUUCGUCCGGACGAAACUCCGAAGCAGAAUUAUGAGGGAUUUACAACUCGAGAAAAAACUACGAACCUUAAUGACAGAACGAUGAGAAACGAGUAA